Messenger RNA from Ilyonectria robusta, 600 nucleotides. RefSeq lists its product as uncharacterized. Lineage: Eukaryota; Fungi; Ascomycota; Sordariomycetes; Hypocreales; Nectriaceae. The record is from RefSeq and is a predicted model, not a curated record. The coding region runs from base 1 to 600 and encodes 199 amino acids. The transcript is spliced from 4 exons.
AUGUUUGCUCUCCCCAGUAAGAACAUCAUCUGCGGCCAAGAAAAAGCCACACCUCGUAUUCGCUGCAUUAGCCCCCAUCUCUGCGUUCUGGCUGCUUCCAAUGCUGCGCCCGCUCCCACCGCCGCCACUGCCACUGCUGCUGCUGAUGCUGCUGAUGCUGCUCCCGCCGCCACUACCGCCGCCACCACCGCCGCUCCUCUCCCGCUCCCGGUCCCGGUCCCUGUUCCCGCUCCCACUCCCACUCCCACUCCAGUUGCCGCAACUCGGGGGCAAGCCAGGAGGCCCCCCUGCCGCUAUUGCGGGCGGCGGGGUCACCGGUCCGAGAUCUGUUGGCACCAGCCCAACACCAUAACGGUGUUGUCAGGGGGCUCGGCCCUAUGGCCCCCGGGGACGAAAGUUCUGCUGGCUCCCGGAACCGACCCUGUGGUGUUGGUCCAGGGGCGGCCGAAGAAGGACAAGAAGAAGAAGAACAAGAAGAAGGGCACUGGGGGCGGAGGGUGCCAGGAGAGGAGGGACUUGGGUCGGGGGCCCGAGCCAGGAGGUGGGGGGAGCAGUGGUGCUCCUCCCACCGGCACUUCAAUGCAGGGCGUGAGGGCGUGA